CCUGAGCAUCUUUCGCCGUCGGCAAGUUGGUCCCUUCCAAGAACCGAUCCACGGGGAUGUAGGGACGGCGGGAGAAAGCCCUCUGUCUCCGGUGACGACGACGAGGGCGACUUUCUUCACGGGCCGGACUUUGGUCAGCGGGGCGUCGACGUCUUCGGUCUGGAGCUGCUCGUUGAUGUUGUAGAGGACCUCGACGAGGGUCUCGGAGAAGGGGCGGCCGUUGACGACGGCCUCCUGGGCGCGGCGGACUUUGGCGGCGGCGACGAGCUUCAUGGCCUCGGUGAUCUUCUGGGUAUUCUUGACGGAUUCGAUUCGGGUUCGGAGCUCGCGGAGGUUGCACUGAACAGGGGAAACAGAGGUGGGUCUGGAGGUGGAAGAAGGGGAAGAAUUGGGAGAUGGGAUUUGGAACGGCGAGACGGAGGAGCGGAAGGAGAGCGGUGAAGCGUCGGAGAGGGAGGUUUUUGAGGAGGCCCACAUUGUCAGAUUGGAGCAGGCCAUGGCUAGAGCUGAAGAGAAAGAAGAAGAGCAGAUAGAGAGGGAGAUAGAAACAGAGUGUUGGAGAAAACAGAGUGAUGGUGGAUGGAAGGGCAAUGGAGGAUGUUGGAGGGCUCUGAUUCUUUUGUUUGUUCGGCGAAAGAGUUAUCUGAGAGUGUGAGGAUGUAAGAGGAGAAAGGGAAAUGAGUGGAGGGAAAGGGAGAUGAGAGCUUUGAGAGGAUGAGGUUUUGGGAUAAGGAUUUUGACUGCUGGGGAGAUUGCGCUUCUCUCUCUCUCUCUCUUGGUUGGCAAUUGGCAUAUGCUUUUUUUUUCUGAUUUCUUCUAAUUCUGUUUGUGUGGUGGCGCCAAAAGUUCAAAAAAGGAAGAAGAAA
Molecule: messenger RNA, 866 nt
Organism: Linum tenue
Lineage: Eukaryota; Viridiplantae; Streptophyta; Magnoliopsida; Malpighiales; Linaceae
Source: the annotation of a GenBank genome assembly